ACUGUUGCUUGUUCUUCAGAUUGUAUUUGGGACAAAAUUAAUCCAUUUUCGUUCAACUUCUAGUAAACCACCAAAAGCCGAGUAGCAGAAUCAGAGCAGAGAAUGGCGGUUUAUCUUAUCAUGUUUACCGUCAUCCUCUUAUCUCUCUUCUGUUUUUCUUCUCAACACCAACAUGUCAACGACGACCAUGACCACUUGAUCGGCGAAUUGCAAGAAGCGAAUCUUAAAAUCGCUCAGUUAGAAUCUGUCCUUGAAGAAAUAGUCGAAACGAUUGAUGCAAAAAGUCGAUUAUCAGAAGAACGUGACAAGUUCAUCGAGGAUAUGCAAAAUCAGAUUCAGUAUCUUCAGUCCAGUCUAUAUAGUACUAAGGGUGAUUCAUCACGUAUUGAUGAAAGAAUUAACACACUUCGAGAAGAGGUAAAACUUCUGUGGGCUUCUUUAAGAAAGAACAACUUUGAUACUCAUAUUUUGCAAGCAAAAACUCAAGAUGCUAAUGAUCGGUUAAAAGUUGUUAUUUCAGAAGUUGAAAAGAUGGCAGACAUUGUCGCAGAACAGUGGAUCCAAAUACAGCAACUUGUGCAGAUGAGAGAGUUUAAUGCUCGAAGGCACAAGACGACUACAAGAUGCACAUUCUUGAAGUUCAUCAACAGCUUUUAUGAAGUAUACAUUCAGAAGUUCCUUGGGGUGUUGGAUUCUUAUACCUUAGGGAAGAAGAAUACUCUGAGUUCUUACAUUUCUCGAGGAUUGCAACAGUUAAAGGCCUUGUGGUCUGCAGUAAAACUUCUGUGGGCUUCUUUAAGAAAGAACAACUUUGAUACUCAUAUUUUGCAAGCAAAAACUCAAGAUGCUAAUGAUCGGUUAAAAGUUGUUAUUUCAGAAGUUGAAAAGAUGGCAGACAUUGUCGCAGAACAGUGGAUCCAAAUACAGCAACUUGUGCAGAUGAGAGAGUUUAAUGCUCGAAGGCACAAGACGACUACAAGAUGCACAUUCUUGAAGUUCAUCAACAGCUUUUAUGAAGUAUACAUUCAGAAGUUCCUUGGGGUGUUGGAUUCUUAUACCUUAGGGAAGAAGAAUACUCUGAGUUCUUACAUUUCUCGAGGAUUGCAACAGUUAAAGGCCUUGUGGUCUGCAGUUAAGAAGUAUCAUUAUGAGUUGCAAGGUUUCGUCAAAGACAAGAUGGAGAGAAAUGAAUUCACUGCAUCUUUCGCAAAUGAGGAAGUGGUAUUUUUUGUGGCUUCUGCAUUAAUUACCUUCCCAAUAUUGUGGGUCUGGAUGUUGCUGUCAUCACAGUUCAGCUAGUAGAGAAAGUCCUUUGAAAGAAGUUGGCAGCUGAUUUUUUGUGCAAGCUGUUCUCUUUUCCCUUCUUUUUCUCCCCUUUUCUGUUGCCCAGCCUUUUCCUUCUUUGGGCCUUUCACGUCUAAAACAAAAAACAUGAACGCAAAA
Carica papaya (papaya) is the source of this 1443-nucleotide messenger RNA. The record is from RefSeq and is a predicted model, not a curated record. Lineage: Eukaryota; Viridiplantae; Streptophyta; Magnoliopsida; Brassicales; Caricaceae.